Molecule: messenger RNA, 1446 nt
Organism: Pneumocystis carinii B80
Lineage: Eukaryota; Fungi; Ascomycota; Pneumocystomycetes; Pneumocystales; Pneumocystaceae
Exons: 5
Coding region: 54-1400 (448 amino acids)
Cellular component (GO): nucleus; cytosol
Molecular function (GO): cysteine-type endopeptidase activity; cysteine-type deubiquitinase activity
Source: RefSeq, a predicted model, not a curated record
UAAAAGGGUUAAAAUUGAAAUUAAAAAGUUUUUAUAAAUAGUGAUAAUUUUAUAUGGAAGAAACUAUUGUUAAAACAGAUAGUUCUUCAUAUUUUGAUCUUCAGUCAUUACUUGAAAAUCCAGUACGUUUUGGUCCAUGUUUUAUAGAUCCUCUUGGACAUUGGGAUACGUUGUAUACACCGAUUAAUAUUAUAGAAUCUAGUAAUAAUACAGCAACUGAUGGCCAGACUGUGCGUUCAUUUGAAUCAGCACAAUUGAAAGAUAGUGGAUCACCUAUAGCACGUCCUUCUAUUGUGUUAUUUUCAUCAGAUCAGUUGUCACAUAAUUGGACGAGUAUUAGACCGUCUGCACCGGGGUUAAUUAAUGUUGGCAAUACGUGUUAUCUUAAUUCGGUUCUUCAAGUAUUAUCUCACGUUCCUCCAUUUGUUCAAUAUUUACUUAGUGGCCAUCAUUCAUCACAAUGUCAAAUGAAUUCUUGUGUUUUUUGCAAGAUUGAGGAACAUGUAGCUCAAUGUUAUCCUUCAGAUGUAAAUCGUCCUGUUCCUGCUUUUAAGCCGCUUCAUAUUGUUGGUGCAUUAAAAUGGAUAUCUAAACGAUUUCAACCAUAUCGACAAGAAGAUGCUCAUGAAUUUCUUCGAUGUUUACUUGGGGAAAUGCAACGUUCAUGUAUUUAUCCAUAUAAGGAUUUAGAUUUCGCCAGUCAGGAAACAACUGUAAUAUAUAAAAUAUUUGGCGGUUAUUUGCGACAACAAAUCAAAUGUCUCAAAUGUAAUAAUAUAUCAAAUACAUAUCCUGUGUAUCUAGAUCUUUCUUUGGAUUUAAUGGGCACUUCUAUCGAAGAAGCAUUGGCUAUGUAUGUUCGUGAAGAAAAAUUAACUCAAUCCAAUCGAUAUAAAUGUGAAAAAUGUGAGAUUUUGGUUGAUUUUCAAAAAAAAUCAACCAUUUAUAUACUUCCUCCCAUUUUAACUCUACAUCUUAAACGGUUUUCUUUUAAUAAGGCUUUUAAAAUGUCAAAAAUUACUCGAUCUAUUCGUUACGGCGAAACACUUGAAAUGACUUCAUAUAUGUCACAAAAAAAGCAAAAUCCUAUCAUUUACGAUCUUAUCGGUAUUAUCGUUCAUUCCGGAAAUGAUACUCGUUGUGGUCAUUAUUAUUCUUUUUGCAAGACUAGCAAUGGUACAUGGCAACAUUUUAAUGACGAUAGGGUAUCAACGGUGAGUCUUCAGACUGUUCUUAAACAACAGGCCUACAUAUUGUUGUAUUCUCGUUCUAAUUCUUCGAAAUAUACUGAUUUCAAUCAAUUUUCAAAUAUGCAUUUUUCGCUUAAUUCUUUGGAUAAAAUUCGAAUUCAUAAACAAAAUCAUAAUUCUAAAAAAGAAGAUACGGGUGUGUUGGUGUGAUGUAAAGUGUAAUCAUUAUUUUAAUUAUAGAGAAGAAGUGCUAGAA